AUGAGUGGAGCUGGGAAAGUGGUGUGUGUGACCGGAGCUUCGGGUUACAUAGCUUCAUGGCUGGUGAAGCUGCUUCUAGACCGCGGUUAUACUGUCAAAGCUUCUGUUCGUGAUCUUAAUGAUCCAAAUAAGACAGAAUUCUUGAUGGCACUUGAUGGAGCCAAGGAAAGACUUCACUUGUUUCAGGCAGACUUACUAGAAAAUGGAUCCUUCAGUGCUCUAGUUGAUGGCUGUGAAGGCGUAUUUCACACAGCAUCUCCUGUUCUGCUUUCUGUCAGCAACCCUGAGGCAGAGCUAUUGGACCCUGCAGUAAAGGGAACACUAAAUGUGCUGCGCUCUUGUGCAAGAGUUUCAUGUAUCAAAAGAGUAGUAUUAACAUCUUCUAUGGCUGCCGUUGCAAACAACCCAGAAUUAAAGGAUGGUGUGGUAGUUGAUGAGAGUUGGUUUUCAGACCCGUCAUACUGUGAAGAGCACAAGAUGUGGUAUGUACUUUCAAAAAUUUUGGCAGAGAAUGCUGCAUGGCAAUUCACAAAAGAGCAUGGAAUUGACAUGAUUGUGAUUAAUCCAGGAAUGGUUAUUGGUCCUAUCCUGCAGCCUUUUGCCAGUCAAAGUGUAGGAAUAAUCCUGAACCUAGUAAAUGGAGCUGAUUCGAUCAAGGGUGCACCUUUUGGAUGGGUUGAUGUUAGAGAUGUAGCCUAUGCACACAUUAUAGCCUUUGAAAUACCUUCUGCCAGAGGAAGAUAUUGUAUAAUUGAGAGAUCUGCUCACAUCUCUCAGCUCAUCAAACUUCUGCGAGAACUUUACCCUACUUUCCACUUACCAGAUAUGUGUUCUACCAGUGGCAAUUCCCUACACCCAGACUAUGGAGUAUCAAACAAGAAAGUUAAAAGCUUGGGAAUGGAAUUGAUUCCAUUGGAUGUCAGCCUAAAGGAUACCAUUGAAAGCUUCAAGGAGAAGAAUUUAGUUAGUCCUUAAAUAAUAGAAAUGAUUUUUUGUGAAUCAACUACUGAAUAGAAAAUUGUUACAUGUUCUCAAAACUUUCCUGCUUUAAACCCUCCACAUGCUUA
Messenger RNA from Coffea arabica (coffee), 1067 nucleotides. RefSeq names its product phenylacetaldehyde reductase. Lineage: Eukaryota; Viridiplantae; Streptophyta; Magnoliopsida; Gentianales; Rubiaceae. Gene Ontology annotation, molecular function: oxidoreductase activity, acting on the CH-OH group of donors, NAD or NADP as acceptor. The record is from RefSeq and is a predicted model, not a curated record.